This is a messenger RNA of Agrilus planipennis (emerald ash borer), 2527 nucleotides long. RefSeq names its product solute carrier organic anion transporter family member 2A1-like. NCBI's taxonomy places the organism in Eukaryota, Metazoa, Arthropoda, Insecta, Coleoptera, Buprestidae. Gene Ontology annotation, molecular function: protein binding. Gene Ontology annotation, biological process: transmembrane transport; sodium-independent organic anion transport. Gene Ontology annotation, cellular component: membrane. Bases 103 to 2409 code for a protein of 768 amino acids. The record is from RefSeq and is a predicted model, not a curated record. The transcript has 8 exons.
UAAAGAAUGUAGUAAACUGUAUGUACUGGUGUAAAAAUGUCGUUUAACUUAAUGACAAUAAUUAAAUACAUAGAAUAAAGUUCGGUAGUUUCAAUAUACAAAAUGGUUCAUCCUAGAGACAUCUUAAGGAGUGACUCUAACGAUGGGGCGAGUCAGUUUUCGGCACCUAUUGAAAAAUUAUCAGGAAAUCCUGUAGACUGCGGUCUGUCAGUUUUUCCUUGCCUGAAUCGAUGGAUCAAUUUAGAAAGAUUUGCCAAAAUCGGAGUUCUUCUUUACAUACUAAUACAUAUCGGUGUGAUACAAGGUGCACUAUUUUCUUAUUUUCAAGGAACUUCAACCAUUUGGAAAAGACAACAUGGACUACCUGAUAAUUCUCUUGAAUGGUUCCUCAAAUUGGAUGAAAUUCUUUGUGGUGUCUUAGCUUUAACCGUAUCCUAUUGGGCAAACAGGAUCCACAGGGCAUCAUGGAUCGGAGGUCUUACAAUUUUUCAAUCAAUUAUGGGUCUCUUGCUUAUAGUCCCUGAAGUAUUUUAUCCCUUUCAUGGGCAAGUAUUCCCGAAAGACGAUAAUAAUUUAUGCUCAACAACCCUCAAUGCUACCACAAUAAACGAGACUGCAGGCGCUUUUAACGAAGUUGCAAUUGGUGUUCUCUUCUUUUAUCAAACAUUUUCUGCAUUGGGAAAAGUAGCUCUUUACGCCAUUACAAUUUCUUACAUAGACGAUAGCGUUGAGAUGAAAAAUAGUCCAAUUUUCAUAGCUGUUGUACUAGCUUCCAGGGAAGUGGGUAAACAAGUAGGGAUGAACUUAUCAUGGACAGUGGUGUCAAAAGAGUCCGCUCGUGUAUUUUUAGCGCCAGCAUUUCUUGUUAUGUCAAUAUUUCUGUUCAUAUCUGGGACUUUAAUCGCUAUGUUCCCAAAAAGCUUACCUAGUGUACUGCUAAAGAAAGCUGUUGCAUCAAUACUAGAUGUAGCUAAUGGUGUCGAACCAGCAGAAGAAACGGAAGCAGACGAUGGUUUCUUUAAAACCAUAUGGAGAAUACUCAGAAAUAAAAUAUUAAUUGUCAACGUUCUCACCUCAGCUGUCAUAUUUUCUGCCAUGGUCAAUUACGACUUAAUGCGACCAAUAUUUUACGAAUCGUAUUUCUAUCUUCCGAAAGAAAGUUUCGACCUUUCUGGCUACAACGACCCGUGGCUAUCGCAAAUAACUACAAAUUUGAUAAAACAACCCUUCAUGGCACUUUCAAUUGUACUAACUGGCUUCUUCAUAUCAAAAGUCAAACCGCAAGCAAAAUCUUUGGCGUUAUGGAACGGGAAAGCGCUCGGUUUUACCAUAAUCACAUUCGGAUCUUUAGCUUUCUAUAAUUGUGACAAAUCACUCCAAACUGAACUUGGAGAUAGAAUAACAACGCCAUUCUGCAGCAGUAGAUGUAUUUGUUCUGAAGAAAUUUUAUUUUCACCAGUUUGUUCGGAAAUUGGUCAGACCACCUACUUCUCAGCAUGCCACGCUGGGUGCACCACUGUUGAAAACGUCAAUGGCAUAAAGAUAUUUGGAAAUUGCACCUGUGGUAGUAAUAUCCACACGUAUGUGGACACAAAGGCAACUUUAGGAUCUUGCAAUAAAAAUUGCCAAACCUUUUGGGGUGUUUCUCAAGCUAAUGACAUUAUAGCAGCUGGGUUCCUAGCAUCUACCAUCAUCACUUCGAUCAUGAUAAGUUUGAGAUGCGUCAAUUCCGUUGAUAAAUGUGUAGCAUUAGGAUUUCAUAUCACUUUCCUUGGAAUCAUACCGUACAUACCAUUCCGAAUAGUGUAUUUGGUUGUGGCCGAUUUGUUCUGCCAGUACAGAGCAUCCAAUGGAGUUUGUAGAUUACAUUCGCAAGGACUUGGAAUAUUUCUGACUGCAACAACCGUCGCUUUGUUGAUUAUCGCAAUUUUAUUGAGUAUAUUGCUUUGUAUAUUUGUGAGAAAGCUGGAACUCUACAAAGACCUUAAAGAUGAUAAAGACAACAACAGGGUAAAUGAUGAGGAACUGGAAGAAUUAGAAAGCAGAAGAGAUAACCACAGCAGGGAUUACUUGUUUAGAACAUCCUCGCCCUCAACAAACGGUAAUCAGGAUUCACGAUUAAAGGAUUUCAGUCCGGUAUCAUCAGCUAUUCCUGAAGAUGAUAUAAGAGAAUAUAGCAAUAAUAAUAACAAUAACAAUCUUGAAAUAAACCGGUUAAUUACUGCUGAACCUGAACGGUUAGACUUCUCCCUCGCGAAAGGACUUCCACUAGUAAAGACCAACAUUGAGGCAGAAGUACACUCAAACCCUCAAGGCAGCGACGACGAAAGUUUCAAAACAACAACUGAUAAUAUCACAACAAAAAACAAUGACAGUAAAGCAAAUUCAAUUUUAGAAUCUGACUUCUAACUUAUGCUUUAAUAAUAUGUAAUUAAAUAAACUAUUACAAUGUACCUUAUAGUUACUAUGUAAAUUUUAGCAGUUUUUUUACAUUUCGUACUGAAUAAAGAAAUUACGGAGCGGCAAA